Molecule: messenger RNA, 669 nt
Organism: Symbiodinium pilosum
Lineage: Eukaryota; Dinophyceae; Suessiales; Symbiodiniaceae
Source: the annotation of a GenBank genome assembly
AUGCUUGCCCUCGACACCAGCAGUAGCGCGGCAGAGGGCCUGAGUGAGAAGACGCUCUGGGCUUUCGUCGUUGCCCACGUCACGCGCAUUUCUACGACAGUGUGGGGUGAAGGCUACAUUCCAGAGGACAACACUGGCGAUGUCUUCUUGUAUCAGGGCUUGGAAUUGCUUGGAGUGCUUGUCGUCGUGUUCCAGGUGCUGCGCCUUUCGGCCGUUCGCAGCUCGCAGGAUGUGGGUCAAGGAAUCGAGCGAUGGAGCCAACUUAUUGCCAUGAGUGUCUUGGCGGCUGUGCUAGCGUACUUUACGAAGAGCACUGGCCAUGACGAUUACUGGGCAGACUUGAGCUGGAUGUUUUCCACAUGGAUGGAAGCCUUCGCUCUUGGGCCUCAGGUGUACUUGCUGGUUACUGGUGCCUGUGCGGUGGACGAAAGUGCCGCGCACUUUGCAGGCCUUACGCUUGCCAGUUCAGUAGUCUUCACCGCCUUCUGGGGCAGAGUGACUCGUGACCGAUACAGAGAGUUCGAUCAAGAUGGUGACCACACGUUCUUCCACGCAAUUCUGACAGCGUGCUUCAUACGGGUGGCACUGUGCGCAACCUAUGUGUAUCUCUUUACCAAGCAGACCAAGAAGAGACCGGACUAUGAGCUCUGUGCAGCUGACGAGCUCUAG